Molecule: messenger RNA, 2449 nt
Organism: Didymodactylos carnosus
Lineage: Eukaryota; Metazoa; Rotifera; Eurotatoria; Philodinida; Philodinidae
Source: the annotation of a GenBank genome assembly
AUGUUCAGUGAUCUUCGUCAAUAUCCUCGUUUUGAAUAUCGUAUGCAGUCAAAUGAUAAUGUGCCAUCUCACAUGAAUCGACAAUGGCAAGGACAAAAUGAAGCACAUCGAGAACAAAUUAUCUUAUCGAAAUUAUUUACCGGGAAUGAUGCAUUUGUUGUGCCACCGCGUACUUAUGCUCAUGUUGAUGUUAGUGGAAAAGAAAGAGCAAAAUAUUUUCGAAAACCAUUAUUACCGUUUAUUGAAAAUGUUCAACCACCAGCUAUCUUUGAUUCAAGUGAUAAACAUCAUGGUCUGACAACCACACGGGUCAGUACGUCGUAUCAGUCACAUAAACAGCGUACAAUGGUUAACUCGCCGACAACGAAAACACAAAGUAUUCAAACAGAUUAUAUGGAACGCGAAGCACAAACAGAUCCUUAUACACCAGAAUAUGUAUGUAAGCCGGGAGAACAGCCAGAAGUGUUAACCUUAGCCACUCUUAUGCACAAUAAAGGCUUACCAGCUGGAUUGGCUGAAGUGGAAAUGAUUGAACGUGCACGUGCUAAACGGGCGUGGGAAGCAAGUUUACCUUCAUUAAACGAUGAAAAUCAGUGGGAUAACAGAUUUAAAAUGAUGUCAGAAAUGGAAAGACACGAGUGGUUAUUGAGAGAAAAUGAAAUUGAAAAAUUACAAAAUAUACGUAUUGAAUUAUUAGAAAGUUUAUUAAAAGAAAAUGAAUCAAAGCGCUAUGAUACAUCGAUUAAUCGUAUAAAUAAACAAUGGAGUCAAAAACAAAUUGAGAGAGAAGAUUAUGUGAAAAAAAAUCGAUUAUAUUAUCUAAGAGCUAUUCGUUCAUUAUUACAUAAACGUCAACAUGUUGAAACACGAUACGAAAAGUCAGACAUCAUCAAAGAUUAUAUUCGUUAUGAAUCAGAGUCCUACGCACCAUUGACAAGACACGGUUAUUUUCCAGAUAAAUUAACCGAUAAAUACAUUAUUAAAAGCAGAUAUUUAGAUACAUAUCAAGGCUUAUUGGAAUUAGAGUCAACAUUGCCAUCAUCAGCUUUAAAAAUAAAAUUACAUGCACCAAAGCGUCAAAAUACCACAAAAGCUGGAUUCUUGAAAAGAAACUAUAGACGAGAAAGGGAUCUUGAAAAUAUUUAUAAGGGCAUAAUAAAUGAAAAACUGAAAGAACCAGAAGAGCCAAAACCACUGAAAUUUCUUAUUAAAGUUGAAAAACCAUUACCACGACCACCAACGCCCGGUGUUGACGUUCCUGAUCUUCAAAAUGAAGAACGUGAAGUUGGACUUAUCUAUUUACAAAAAAUUCUACGAGGAAGAGCAAUACAAAAUAUGAUGUACAGAGGAAAAGAAGAACGUAUUGAAUUAAUUAAAGAGAUGCGUAGUACUCAUGCAUUACAAGAAAGAGAUAUGAAUGAGAAAAAAUUAGAAAAACAAGACGUACAAGUACAACAAUACAAACAACGAAAAGAUGUUAAACGAGAAGAAUUUAUUGAUGCAAUUUUACAAACAUAUGAAGGUGAAGCAGUUAGUAAUGUGGUUGAUUUUCUUAGCAAAGAACUGAUACGUUUACAAGAAGAAAGACGGAUCGAAGCAUUUGCAAUAUUAGCCGAAAGAAACAGACGUUUGAGAGAAGCUGAAGAAUCCGGUUUGAGACAAGUGUUAGAACGAAGAAGAAGAGAAGAAGAUGAAAUAUUUAAACAAUUAUUGAAAAUGACUCAAAAUACGGUUGAUACAUACCUAGAAGAUGUUAUAUUAGAAUCAAUGAAUGAAUGUGCUAGUGAACAAGCUAGAAUAGAAAUUCAAGAGAAAGCAAUCCACAUAAACGAAAUUGCAAAUGAAAUUGAACAAAGACGUACACGGUUUGAAUCAGAAGGAAUUGUUGCUGAACUUGUACAUGGAUUUUUAAUACCAGAAAUUGCUAAACAAGAAAGUCGAGGAAAAGGUUGGUUCCUUUCAUUUCAUUCUGUAAUAUAAAUAAGGUCGUCUCAACUGACAUACACAGAGAAAAAGAGGGAUGCAUAUUGGUUGCGCUUGUUGAAAUAUAUUUUAUCAGAGGGAGGGAGAAUGUAGGAGUGAACAGUCAAAACUGCAGUAUCUCGUACGUGAAGUCUCUGCUGAAAAUGUAGAAUGAGAUAUUCUCAGCAGACUUGCGGCUUUUAUCGCUUGAUAGACAAGAGACUGACGAGGGAAGUACCCCAACUGAUAAAUCGCUUUUUCAACGAAACCGAGUGGAUUAUAGAUAGUUGACGAUGCUGAUUCCGAAUAUCACCAUGAAUGCUGCUGCUAGCCCUUCAAAGACCGGUCUUCUGGAAAACCAGUUUUCGAGAAACUCCAAAGAACAACCAAAAGCUUUCUUAAUGAGGCGUAAUUGUAGUCCAUAAAUUUCUGAUUAAAACGAGGCAUCUCCCAGCUCUACACGACCUUUCUUUGCAAAGUUAUAGAG